Sciurus carolinensis (gray squirrel) is the source of this 3612-nucleotide messenger RNA. RefSeq names its product LDL receptor related protein 11 (gene Lrp11). Bases 328 to 1857 code for a protein of 509 amino acids. NCBI's taxonomy places the organism in Eukaryota, Metazoa, Chordata, Mammalia, Rodentia, Sciuridae. The transcript has 7 exons. The record is from RefSeq and is a predicted model, not a curated record. Gene Ontology annotation, molecular function: protein binding.
CCGCCCCUGCCGCGGCCACUGUUCGCCAACCUGGUGCUGAUCCACGUCGAGGCCGGCUCUCCUCCACGGUGCACGCGGGCGUCUGGUCCGAGAGGCGCCUCCGCGGAGGGCGAAGAGCCGUGCCAGUGCCCCCGGCUAUGCCUCCUGCUGCUACGGUUCCCGCCGGCGCCCGCGCGCCCGCGGCCUUGGGGGCGCAGCCGGGCCCCGGGGACGCCCGGCUUUGAGGCCGGGGCCUAGUGCCCGCCGCGGCCGCACAGGAGGGGCCCAGGCCCGCCUCCCCGCCUGCCUUCGCUCUUGGCCGGCCUAGGCUCGCUCCCCUCCGCUGCCAUGGCUGUCGCCUCCCAGCAGGUCGCGGGCUUCGGGCGUCCGCAGCCGCGGCGGCACCAGGCGCUCAGCGGGUUGCUGCUGCUCUGCUUGUGGCUGCCGAGCGGCGGUGCGGCCGUGCCACCCGGGGCGCCACUGUCCGAGCUGCACGCGCAGCUCUCGGGCGUGGAGCAGCUGCUGGAGGAGUUCCGCCGGCAGCUGCAGCAGGAACGACCGCAGGAGGAGCUGGAGCUGGAGCUACGUGCCGGCGUCGGCCCGCGGGAGGGCUGUCCGGGCCCGGGCGGCGACGGCUACAGCGCCAUGCCCGACGCCAUCAUCCGGACCAAGGACUCCAUUGCUGCCGGUGCCAGCUUCCUGAGGGCGCCGGCGGCCGUGCGGGACUGGCGUCAGUGUGUGGCGGCCUGCUGUUCCGAGCCGCGCUGCUCGGUGGCUGUGGUGGAGCUACCCAGGCUGCCGGUGUCCCCGGCGGUUGCGCUCGGCUGCUACCUCUUCAACUGCACUGUGCGCGGCCGUAGUGUCUGCAAGUUCGCACUGCACCGUGGCUUCAGCAGCUACAGCCUCAGUCGCGCCCCGGACAGCGAACAGGGAGCCCUGGAAGCUGAAGAUUCAGCUCUGUCCACCGCCUGGGCCUCGCCGCGGCUGGACAAGGAUGAACCUCCACUUAGCAAGGCAGGGCAGGAUGUGGUUUUGCAUCUGCCCACAGAUGGAGUGAUUCUGGACGGCCGUGAAAGCACGGAUGACCACGCCAUCAUCCAGUAUGAGUGGACACUGCUGCAGGGUGACCCGUCAGUGGACAUGAAGGUGCCCCAACCAGGAACCCUGAAGCUGACCCACCUGCAGGAAGGAACGUACACCUUCCAGCUGAUCGUGACUGACACUGCUGGUCAGAGAAGCUCCGACAACGUGUCCGUGACAGUGCUUCCCAGGACCUACUCCCCAGGAGGCUGCUUGAACGUUUGCUCACGUUACCACUUCUUCUGUGACAAUGGCUGCUGCAUUGAUAUCUCCCUGGCGUGCGACGGGGAGCAGCAAUGUCCUGAUGGGUCUGAUGAGGCUUUCUGUCAAAACUUGGGCCUUGACCCCAAGGUGGUGAACCACACGCCAGCUGGCCCUGCUCAGCCAGGCACAUCGGGGCUGAGUGAACAUGCGAGGCAGCACUCCUUGUUGGAAAAGUCCCAGAAAGUCACUGCCCCCAACCUGCUGGUCACCUCAUCAGUCACAGAGACGGGAAUUCACUCCACCUCCUGGGGACCAGAGAGUCAGAUCAUUCCUGUGUUGCCAGGUAGUCAUUCCUCAAGCAAGAACAAAAAAGAGGAAAAUUAUAUUUUUGAGUCCAAGAGUGAUCGAGGAAGAGGAGAACACCCAGCCCCAGAAACAGGUGCGGUGCUGCCCCUGGCGUUGGGUUUGGCCAUCACUGCCCUGCUGCUUCUCAUGGUUGCCUGCCGCCUGCGACUGGUAAAACAGAAGCUGAAGAAAGCUCGUCCCAUUACGUCUGAGGAAUCUGACUACCUCAUAAAUGGGAUGUAUCUGUAGUACAUGUGAAAGCUGAGGGCUAGAAUGUGUUUCAGGUACAAGUUAUCCUUUUAUUAGCUUCUGGUAUUUACAACCUCUUUUGUUUUUAAUUGAGCUAGAAGAUUCUACAAAUCACAAACCUUUGUAUUUAUUUACUAUAGAAAGAUUGUCCUUAAGUACAUGAAAUAUUUCAAUAGAGAGGAAUUCGUGUAAAGACCUUUAUAAAUCUAAUUCUGAUUUACUAAGUUGUCCCUGGAAAUAGAAAUUUGCAGUCAGCUGAGGCAGUUUUGUCAGUAUCCCAAAAGAAGGCCUCAGGGUUGUGGUGUUCACCCUUAGCUUUUGAGAAGUGGACCACCAGACCCUGGGAGGACUGGGUCACUUUAGGAGUAGCUUCCUAUAGCCCUAGUCUUCUUUAACCUCUAACACUCCCCUUUUUCUUCUACCCUGAAAAACGUGUUUCUGGGGAUGGAUUUGAAGGGAGUUUAUACUCUCAAUGAAAUGUUACCUAUGGCAGGUUUAUAUGCAAAAUUAUAAAUCUCUAGGACAGAUGAAGCCUGAGGAGAGAGGAAGGUAGGUUCUUGCCAAUGUCUUUGACAUCAUGUCAUGUAGUUGGGAGCCUUGUUAUGCUGAUCUUCAGAGGGGGAAAAAAAAGCUAGACUUUGGAUUAAGAACAGCUCUAAGAUGGUUACAAAGUGAGAUAGGAAAUCAAGGUGGAAGUAAUUCUGGUGGCCAAAAAAUUUAACAGAAACUCACCUGAGGACCAAGUGAGCAAGAACAGGUUAUAAUACUUUGUCCUAUCUGCUCAUCACUAUUCCACUCCAGAGCGCAGCAACCCAUUCAUAUAGUCACCAGUUUUCAAGAUGAGUCUUUUUUGAUGAAAGAAAAACAGCAGGACAAAACAGUAGGACAUUGAGUGGAUUUCUGGGUAUGGCUUUUGUAAAAAUGUCACCAUGUUUAAGUAUCAGCAGGUUAUUCCAUCUAGUGGAUGGAGCCAGCUUUUUUUCAUUUCUUAAAUGCUAUACAAUGUUAUAAUGUGCAGUCAGCUAAUGCCAGGCUUAUAUAUUUCCAGAGUAGAAAGCAGUGUUGCACAAAUUCAUCCUUACAGAAAAAUGGCAUCUAGCUUAGCAUCUUUCCUUUUUAAAUCUGUAGGUAUUUAAAGACAAAUUAUUUCCAUCAACAUUUAAUGCCAGGAUUAUACUCUAGAAAUUAUCCUACUGAGAGGAAUGUGUGAUGCAGUGCCUGUCUAUGCUUACAUGAUGUUACUAUUUAUAUAUAUAUUUUUUACCAUAAAUGACAAAUCUUUUAAACACUUGAAAAAUACUCUAGAGUCUAGUAGUUUAUUUUUAGACUAUCUAAAGUAGGUGGUUUCUUUAGCAAAGGGCUUAAUUUGGGUGGAAAAUAUAUCAAAACACAUUAAUAAGUGGAAAGUUAGUUCUAGGAAAACAAAUUAUCAUUUUUGUCCUAAGAAACUCAUGUUUUAUUGAAUAUUUAGAAUUGAGCAAUGAUUUAAAUUUCAGUGGCAGUUUAAGAGAAAUGGACUGUGUGAAUGAAUUUAAGAUGUGUGUACUCCCUGUGAUGCUGUCUAGUGUUUUUAUAUAGAAGGAUGUCACCUAUAGCCAUACCAAAUAAAACUGAUAACGCAUGCGUCACCAGGCCUUUUAUAUAUGCAGAAAUUAAAUAGAAUUUAGGAUUGCUAUAGUGUUGAUUUACUUAAGAUGCCCCAUAUGUAUGUAAACAAUAUUCCUUUAAUAAAUUUUAUUUUAUUCUUAAACCUGU